This is a messenger RNA of Lichtheimia ornata, 3624 nucleotides long. RefSeq lists its product as uncharacterized. Lineage: Eukaryota; Fungi; Mucoromycota; Mucoromycetes; Mucorales; Lichtheimiaceae. The transcript is spliced from 23 exons. Gene Ontology annotation, biological process: potassium ion transport. Bases 1 to 3624 code for a protein of 1207 amino acids. Gene Ontology annotation, molecular function: intracellular sodium-activated potassium channel activity. The record is from RefSeq and is a predicted model, not a curated record. Gene Ontology annotation, cellular component: membrane.
AUGCAUAUCAGUCGUAACAGGAAACAAAAGGGCGACGAAGAAAGCUUAUUGCCCGGCAACGAUCCUUUUGUGAACCAACACUAUGGAGCUGUCCUCGAUUCACCGACAGCAUCAGCAGCCCCUCCUUCUCAUGUACACCAUCGUCGCCAUGUAUUCACCCAUUUGCAAGAGGACGAUGCAUCGUCACGCGGGAAUAGUGAAGUGGAGGAAUCAGGCACUCGCAACAAUGGCGAAGAGGUUGCAGCAGCAGCAUGUCGAAGAAAAGCAGCUCUUGCAGAAAGAAAACGACGACGUAUGCAUCGACACCAUCAUGCAGACUCCUCGGCACAGAUGCUUUUACCUAACAUCAUGCGGGGUAAAAAGAGCAAGAAAAAAGGAACAUCAUCAUCCAACAACAACAACAACAAUAGCAGCAAUAGCAGUAGCAGAACAUGCAGCGAUCAAGAAGAUAAUGACGAUAGCGACAACAACAACAGCACAUCGGAAAAAAGUAAUCAGCCUAUUCAUCCGGAUGAUGUCUUUAUGGAGGGUGAUGAUCUUUCUCGUAUUGCGACAGCCGAUCUUGUAUUACCUGCUCUCGAUCCACGGGCUGACGAAGUCAUUGCUACCGCUGCAUCUCAAAGAUCCCUUGACCAAUGGUUCAAACGACGCUCCAAUGUGAACUUUAGUACCGUGCGCACAAAAUAUAGAGCAAGUAGAAAAUCAGCACGUGACGAAAAGACAGAGGUGUACAGCCUAUUCAAUAGCGCGCGGCAUUACUUUCAUUGGCAUCCAUUCGUCUCCAGGAUACGCUCAAUUCUACUUGCCAACCAAACCAUUGUCCUCUUUGUAUACAUUGACUUUUUGGUGGAUUUGUUAUUUUGCCUUGCAUACACCGUUGAAAUGAAGGAAGAAUUUGAUGUGAAUCUCACACCCCCAUGGAUGUACAAGUGGCGAUCUUAUGAUUUAUGGUUCUUUUGUCAGGUGCUCACCUUUUGGAACCUGGGGUCGUUCCUGAUACGCAUCUUCUUGACGGGCCACCCCAUAUCCGUACUUAUCAGCUUCCGCUCUUUGAUUGAAAUGGUGACCACAGUACCCUUUUUAUCAUCGAAUUUUAUGGAGCAUGGUCAGCUGCUUUAUGUGCCCUACUUUUUACGCAGUUGGGUGUUGCUCCUACGGAUUAAAAGUGCAAUGAAGAUCAAAACCAAUCUCCAAAUGACAGAUAAACCGGUUGAUUUACUGAAAAGUAAAUUGAUUCACCUGAUUUGCACACUGAUGGUAUUGCUGUACAAUGGUAUGGCCGCAUUCCAGUUUUGUGAAGCCACCUUUGCCAAUGUCAAUUAUUCAAUCCUUGACUCGCUCUAUUUUGUGAUGGUCACCCUAUCAACCGUUGGCUAUGGAGACAUGACUGUGCAAACCGAAGGGGGUCGUGUGGUGGUGAUGUUGAUUAUUUUGACGUCAUUGGCCGUCCUGCCAAGCUUGGUUACAGAUGUCCUCGCGACCAAUCGUAAAAGGAAUGAGGGCGGUGGCCAUGUAUCCAGUGGAUCGAUGCCAUUCAUUUUGAUCGUGGGUGCCUUUCGCUUAGAGCAAGUGAACGAAAUAUUGGAUGGGUUCUUGAAUCGGGAAAAUGCAGAACGGCAUUUGAACGUGGUCUUUCUUGAUAUCAAUCGUCCUCCGGAUGAUCUCAAGCUCUUGGAAAGGAAUUCCAUGUGGGGGCAUCGUAUACAAUUCCUACAUGGUUCAGUGCUGAAUGAAAAGACAUUGCAACGAGUACGUGCACGCUAUGCAAAGGCUAUCUUUACUAUAUCAGACCAAAAUGCAAAGAUAGCUGCUGAGGAAGAUGAGCGUAAUACGGUGCGUCUAUGGUCGCUCUACUGCUACACCGUCAGUCAUAAGAUCCCCAUCUACUCAUACAACUUGUCUCCAAGCACGGCCAUAUACCAAAAGGUGGCAAAGGAAAUCAUCUGUGUCCGUGAGUUUAAGCAGUACUUGUUGGCCAUGAAUUGCCGCUGUCGUGGCGUUUCAACAAUGAUCACCAACUUGCUUCAUCAACGACAACCCACCAAUCGCUAUGACGAGCCCUGGCAAGCUCAAUAUGAUGAUGGUUCAUGCAAUGAGAUCUAUACCCAGCAACCUGCGCCAUACAUGGUCGAUAUGGAUUUUGGUCAUAUAGCAUGGAUGGUUUUCAAGGAAUGUCAAGUCAUUUUAUUUGCCAUCAAGACAUAUGCUGCUGAUCGAGACGAAUACGAGAUUCUACUUAACCCCAGCAACGACUAUAUUAUCAAGAAGGAAGAUCUAUGCGUGUAUAUAUCCGAGAGCCCUAAGGAGAUCAAAGAUAUCGAAUAUCUGAACCCUUCGUAUGUAACACGAACCAUUAACCGGAUGAGAACGAUGCCACUACAUAUGCCCAUGCCACAACAGCAAUGGCUAUCGAAUUUGCAACAACAACAACCACCCAUGCCCAACAGCGCUACUACCACUCCGUCUCAUCCUCCAUCUUCGACACAUGCAAAACCACCUCCAGAGCGAUACAAAUUAUCUCGACUUCCAACACCACGUCAUGCUUUGCUAACAGGAAGUCGUGCGCUUAUCAGCCGUCUUGGUCAAUCACCUGUGCCGCAUGCUCAUCAUCACACCUUGGACGACGAUAGCAGCGGAUCGUCGCUUAUGGAUGAUGUCUCAUUGCCACUCUCCUAUGUUUUGGAAGAACGUGUCGAUGAUGUCGAUAAAGUGACCAUCACAUCAGCAGCCAACAUGCGUGGUCAUAUUCUUGUUUGCGUUCAUCGUGAAGUCGUCAACAUUUUCAAGUUUAUUUAUAAUCUCAGAUCACCUCACAUGCGACCUGAAGCAUUGCAAGACAUUGUCAUUCUUUGUGCUACGCCACCCAAGCCGAAAACAUUCGAGCUGAUUAGCAUGUUUCCCAAGGUGUACUUUAUAGUGGGCGAUUGCAGGCAACCGGAUGAUCUUCUUAAAGCAGGUGUAAAACGAGCCAAACAAGUGGUGGUGAUGAGUGAGAAGGAUUGCCUUGACGAGUGCGAAUAUAAUUCGGAUAGUCCUGCAAUUAUGACGAGUCACAUAAUUGAUCUUUUGGUUCAAGAGCGUGCGGAAGGUGCCUAUACCAUUGUGAAUUUAGUGGAGAAAUCCAAUAUCCGCUUUAUGCAUUUGCUUCAAGAGAAGGAUGUUGCCGAGGAGAUUGAUGUAUUUUACACACCUGCAUACGCUGCUGGCGACGUGAUUGCAGACAGCUUAAUCAACAAUGUGCUGCUCAGCCAAACAUACUACAAGCCCGAUAUUGUAUCCAUCAUCAAGACAUUGUGUGGCAUGCCAGGUCCUCUUCUUGAUGGAUCAGCCGCCCAUUUAAUGUCAUCGUCUCAGGAUUUCAGCACGGUGACUUCAGCCAUGAUCCAUGCACCCCAUCUCACCAGCAUACCAAUGCCUCCCGAAUUUAUCGACCAUACGUUUGCAUUCAUGUUUGAAACAUUAUUGUUGGGCUAUGGGAUCAUGCCACUCGGCUUGUUACGUGCUGCUGAUGAUUCUCUUGGCAACGAGCUUCCAUUUGUUUAUACCAACCCUGUGCCAUCGCUUAUUCUUAAAGCCACGGAUCAGGUCUAUAUCCUCUCCUCGCCUCAGCUUGGAUAUUGUUAA